Molecule: messenger RNA, 2183 nt
Organism: Amoebophrya sp. A25
Lineage: Eukaryota; Dinophyceae; Syndiniales; Amoebophryaceae
Source: the annotation of a GenBank genome assembly
AGAAUUCCUCCUACAAAGUUUUUGCUCCCCUUGUUGUUCACGACGGUAAAAUUAUGACAUCAACUGACCACGAGAUCGAAAUUCCUAGUAUGUAUAAUGUCGUCAACACAGUGUCUUACCACCGCGACUUUCAGAAUCUGACUCAAACUCAAGUUCUUCUCGUAUCUCCUGUUUUCAAAAAUAGCCACAGACAGGAGCAUAGUCUCAUAUCCACCUAGCUAACCCUUGUUCCAUCUCUCGCCGAAAAGCAAAAACUAGAACUAUCUUCAUCGGAAGAUAACGUCGACCGCCUUGGCCUCCACUCUCCUCACAACUUGUUCUUCUAUUUUUCUUGUUGUUCCUCCCUGUCCUUCCUAGACAAAAAAAUGGCAUCUUGUACUCACGCUUCGUGCUCCCCGACUUCGGAGAAUGUCUUCGGAUGGUAUGACUUUGCCUGGUCUGGUGGCAGCUUCGAAGUCUGUUUCCGACCAGGAGGCCACUUUUUUGCUCCCAAAUUCCAAGCCGCUUCCAAGUGGCAGAUGGUAGUCCAGGACGUUGGCGGCCAUGGUCAUAAUGAGGGCAAUGGGCACGCCCACGAAGGUCAUGCUCACGAAGGACAUGCUCACGACGGCCACGCCCACGGUCAUGGCAACAAGAAGUGCAUCGUCCGCAUCGAUUGGGGCGCGAAGUUCGGCCAAUACGUUAUGCCAAUUCCACAAAUCCAUCAAAUAAAUGCGUAUCCUUGGCGACGUUUUUUCAAAGGGAAUAAGAAAUGUCAAAGAUGCACUUCAGGAUAAGUAUUACAUAUUUGUAAGAUCGUCAUCUUCUUCUUCUUCUUCAUCAUCAUCGUUAUCUUCUUCUUCAUCAUGCAGCAUCAUCAUGGUGCAGCGUCAAUAUUAUUGUAAGUUCUUGUUCUAAGUAUGAACUUGAAUUCGACCCAGCGACGAAAGCGAUGAAGGGUAUGUGUACCUCUACGCCGAAUGCGAGUAUGGAAAAGGACUGGCGCACAGCUGCUUUCAAGCGUCCCAUUUCGCCAGUUGAGGCUGCUUUGUUCGGCGAAGGCGCCGGCUCCGAGUGGAUGUUUCAGUGGAGUGGUGGGGAGUUUCCGGUCAUUUUCAAGUUAUGACAAGAGCAGAAUGUGACUUUUUGUUUUUUUUAGAUAGGUUCCUUACACGGUGUAGUAGAUAUGACAAGAGAACAAGAGAACCAUCAAAAAUCCAAUCUUCAAAGUUAAGCUUUACUCUUUUAAGUAAUAUCAAGCACCACGUCUCCCUUGCUUCCCUCUCUAAUCCCCGGCGACGGCUACAACCACUUCCAGUGCCACCAGUUUCCCGCUCACGCUCACUGGUCCCUGGCUGAAGAUGGUCUCCUUACCAUCUUCUGGGAAAAAUUCGGCACUUACGAAAUGCGCGUCGACCCGGUGAAUAGACUGAUGGAAGGUUCAGCUAAGGGGGAACCGGAGAACUGGCGCAAGGCUCGCUUCACUGGGAAUCUGCCGUUCACAGGUCAAACCGACAUCGUGGAAUGUGCGCAUCAUCAUUAAAGUCAGUUGUACGGGUUAUAACUGAGCUUGUUCUUCCAGUCAUUUUCCACAGGUGGCGGUAUCAUGAUGAAUUAAGUCGAACUUUCCGAACUGUUUUCUACUCGAAGAAUGAUGGUCGAAACUUCAGUAUUUUUAUUGAUAAGACCGCUCAAGGUUGAAUAAAUUUAGCUGUACGAAGACGCAUAUUGUACAACACGUAUAGGCUGAAAAUAUUGGUUUCUCUCUUCGAGAGUACGUAUCGAGUUUUUAAGUACUGACCAUAUUUAAAGUCCUCUACCUGAUGUUUCCUCAUACUGACAACUACAUCUCUCUUGUAUCUAGUAUACGUGAUAAGAAGAUGUCUUGUUUGUCUAGCGACACAAAUUCAUGUUCUGAGUGGUUUAACAUGGGAAACAAGUACGACUUUGAGUCAGUACCCCCCAACGACCUUUUGAGUGGCCCCAAUCAAAAAUGAACUGAAAUUCUCCUAUCUAAAAACAAUUAUACGACAGCAGUUCCUUGCGCGGAGCGUGCCAUGCUAGACAAGUUUUUUUUGUUUACCUCCACAACAUAUACGAGGGAAUCUGCUGGAACCCUGCAUCUUCAAUGUCAAUCGAGCUGGAGCUUGUAUUAAUCAGUUGCAACAAUGGCCGUGACGUGUAUCAUUUUCGGUUGCUACAUC